UAAAGCCCACUGGGAGCCUGCAGAAGAGAAACAUUUUCAGCACUGCGCUCCACGGAGACAGAUCGAGUUUAGAUAGAGAUUUCUUUUCUGACAAUAUAAAAAUAGUCACAUGAUUGUUUUUUAAAUAAGACUUUGUCUGGUUGUAUAACCGAUUUAUUUCCAGAUAAGUGACAUUUCUAACGAAGGGUGUUAAAUCGUAGUGAGAUCAGAAAUUAUGGGUUCCGUGUUGCCCGCUGAAGCGCUGGCCCUGAAGGCUGGAUUUAAGCCGCACACACUGGCUCUGUCAGACAUCAUCACCUCAGACAUCCUGCACAGUUUCCUGUACGGUCGCUGGAGAAACGCGCUCGGAGAGCAUCUGUUCGAGGAGAAGAGCAGCGCCGCGGGACCCAAAACGGCCUUUACCGCAGAGGUGCUGGCGCAGUCCUUCUCCGGAGAGGUGCAAAAGUUGUCAAGCCUUGUGUUGCCCAGUGAGGUGAUCAUCGCACAGAGCUCUAUUCCUGGUGAAGGUCUUGGCAUCUUCUCCAAGACAUGGAUCAAGGCAGGCACUGAGAUGGGACCCUUCACUGGCAGGGUCAUUGCACCUGAACAUGUAGACCUCUUUAAGAACAACAACUUAAUGUGGGAGGUUUUCAAUGAGGACGGGACAGUGCGCUACUUCAUUGAUGCUAGUCAAGAGGACCAUCGCAGCUGGAUGACCUACAUCAAAUGUGCUCGGAACGAGCAAGAGCAGAACCUAGAGGUGGUGCAGAUUGGAAGCAGCAUAUUCUACAAAGCAGUAGAGACAAUACCACCAGAUCAGGAACUGCUGGUAUGGUAUGGAAAUUCCCACAACACAUUUUUAGGUAUUCCUGGGGUUCCUGGCAUAGACGAUGAACAUCAGAAAAAGCAUAAAAAUGACGACUUCCACGUGUGUGACACCUCGUCGUCCAACACAGCCCUGGCCACGGCGGGCCGCAUGCGCUGCGUGAUCUGCCACCGCGGCUUCAAUUCACGCAGCAAUCUGCGCUCACACAUGCGCAUCCACACACUAGACAAGCCCUUCGUCUGUCGCUUCUGCAACCGCCGGUUCAGUCAGUCAUCCACGCUGCGCAACCACGUGCGCCUGCACACCGGCGAGCGCCCCUACAAGUGCCACGUGUGCCAGAGCGCCUACUCACAGCUGGCAGGUCUGCGUGCGCACCAGAAAAGCGCAAGGCACCGUCCUCCCAGUGCCGGGCCCGUGGUGGGGCUGCAGACCCCCUCACCUCCUCCUCCUCCUCAGAUGGCAGCGGUGCCUCACCCGGCCUCGCUGGUGCACCACAUACCCACCAUGGUGCUAUGAGCUGUGAAAGUGUCCCUCUGCUUUCAGACUUUACAGCCUCAUAGAGCACAUAACGCUUUCUGAAGUUGCACAUCCUCUUAGUGGAUGCUGUGUCGUUCAUGCUCUUGGUUGUGUGCUGGAGACUCGGUGUACUCGAUGCACGGGGCUGAACAGCUCAAGUUAUGACAGUACUGACAUGUGCAAGAGAGUGUGGGUUUUGUACGCUUAUUGUGUUGAAUUCUCCGAGGCAGAAAUAGCAGAAGAUGCCGAGUAGAAGCCUUCAGUCUACUGAUAUCUGUUAUAUGUGGCUCCUCCAAGAGCAAGCAAUGUCAAUGAGAUGGUCAGUCAACGUGUUUAAUCGAUUAAAUCUUGCAUGCAAAAUUGUUCCAGUGUAAAAAGGAGUGCCAGCAUGCUAUAAUGCCCUACAAUAAUUAGGUGACAGAAAAAUAGUCACAAUAUUUUUUGUCAUAAAACUUCAAAGAAUGCACAUUAAGGGUGCCGUUGUGUAUCAGUGAAUAUGAGGACGGUCUGAAACCAAGAGAUUUUUAAGCCUCACUGUCUCCACCUACUGACCUGCAUGUCGCCUCUAGAGAGUAAAAUUCGGGAGCACAAAAUUGUAAAAUAUCUGUGUAAGGUUUGUAAAGUAAUGUGAAUAUAAUUUUAAAAUCUACUACUUCUGCAAUUUACUGAACAGUCACUUUAUUUGUGUAUGUAUGUAAAACGUAAAUAAGAAUAAUUGGCUAUAUUAUAUUAUGUACUUUUGUUUUCUGAAAUAAACUCUUUGAA
This is a messenger RNA of Hemibagrus wyckioides, 2086 nucleotides long. RefSeq names its product PR domain containing 12b (gene prdm12b). Gene Ontology annotation, molecular function: histone methyltransferase binding. Bases 215 to 1321 code for a protein of 368 amino acids. The record is from RefSeq and is a predicted model, not a curated record. NCBI's taxonomy places the organism in Eukaryota, Metazoa, Chordata, Actinopteri, Siluriformes, Bagridae. The transcript has 5 exons. Gene Ontology annotation, cellular component: nucleus. Gene Ontology annotation, biological process: neurogenesis.